Sclerotinia borealis F-4128 is the source of this 342-nucleotide messenger RNA. The record is from the annotation of a GenBank genome assembly. NCBI's taxonomy places the organism in Eukaryota, Fungi, Ascomycota, Leotiomycetes, Helotiales, Sclerotiniaceae.
AUGCAUUACUCAACGAUUCUCCUCCCAUUCCUCGCCGUCUUGGCCACAUCAUCUCCAAUUGCUCAUCCUGACAAAGACGCUGAUACGGCAAUUGUCUAUCCAGUAGAUGCUAGACGUGCUGUUGAUGCUGAUACGGCUAUUGUGUAUCCAGCCGAGAAGCGAGCAAUAGAUGCUGAUACAGCGAUUGUGUACCCGGCCGAGAAACGUGCAAAAGACGCUGAUACUGCCAUUGUGUAUCCCGCUGAAAGGCGCGCUAAGGAUGCUGAUACGGCAAUUGUGUACCCAGCUGAAAAGCGUGCUGCCAAAGAUGCCGAUAGUGCUAUCGUCUAUCCAGCAAACUAG